Messenger RNA from Paramuricea clavata, 189 nucleotides. Lineage: Eukaryota; Metazoa; Cnidaria; Anthozoa; Malacalcyonacea; Plexauridae. The record is from the annotation of a GenBank genome assembly.
AUGGAUGCGAAAAAGGCCAGAAGAAACGCGAAAAGUUCGCUAACACGUCGCAGUAAUAAUUUAUACAGCAUGAUUGAAAACAACCGGCCUGUUGAAAAGAUAACAGAAGCGCUAGAACUAGUAGAAAUAGACUAUAAAACUGUCGUAGAAAAGCACGAGGCUUUAGUAGAAAAGGUCGAUGACGAAUAA